ACAAAAGUUUUUUUCUCAACGGUUAAAGCAAAGCGAAGGACUAUUUACAAAAAUGAGAGUUUAUAACGUGCUGCUGCUCACACUUGUGAUUGCCCUAUCAUCGCUGGCUGCAACCAGUGAGGCAAAUAGGCCAGACUGUACAGAUCACAUAAAUGGACUUUCGUUCGCGGAUCCCAUUAGUUGUUCCAGCUUCUAUGUUUGCCUGCGCGGACGUGCGCUGCGAAACGAGUGCCGGCAUGGCCUAUUCUUCGAUCCCAAGACACAAAUCUGCAACCUGCCCAGCCUGGUUGACUGCCACAAUGGCGACCGCAGUGGUGCCAUCGUGUCUGGCCACGAUCACGAAACACAUCAUUCGGCGUUGGGUGGUCAAGCUCCAUGCGGAACCACUGUGAAGCCACCGUGCGAUAACCCAAAGCCAAUUUCAACAACAACCCCAUGUGAAACACAGACGCCCUCCACUACGACAACAACUCCAACCACAACAACUAAAGUCACAACGACAACAACUAAAGCCACAACGACACCAACUACUACCACAACAACUACAACCACAACAACCCCAUGCGAACCGACAACAACCACUACGACUACCACCACAACAACUACAACCACAACAACAACCACUACGACAACGACCACAACAACUACAACGACAACAACCACAACAACUACAACCACAACAACCCCAUGCGAACCGACAACAACCACUACGACUACUACCACAACAACUACAACCACAACAACAACCACUACGACUACCACCACAACAACUACAACCACAACAACAACCACUACGACAACGACCACAACAACUACAACCACAACAACGACUUGCAAACCGACAACAACCACUACGACUACCACCACAACAACAACCACUACGACCACAACAACAACAACCACAACAACCACAACAACCACAACAACUACAACAACAACUUGCAAACCGACAACAACCACUACGACUACCACCACAACAACUACAACCACAACAACAACCACUACGACAACGACCACAACAACUACAACCACAACAACAACUUGCAAACCGACAACAACCACUACGACUACCACCACAACAACAACCACUACGACCACAACAACAACAACCACAACAACCACAACAACUACAACAACAACUUGCAAACCGACAACAACCACUACGACUACCACCACAACAACUACAACCACAACAACAACCACUACGACAACGACCACAACAACUACAACCACAACAACGACUUGCAAACCGACAACAACCACUACGACUACCACCACAACAACAACCACUACGACCACAACAACAACAACCACAACAACCACAACAACCACAACAACUACAACAACAACUUGCAAACCGACAACAACCACUACGACUACCACCACAACAACAACCACUACGACAACAACCACUACGACAACGACCACAACAACUACAACCACAACAACAACUUGCAAACCGACAACAACCACUACGACUACCACCACAACAACAACCACUACGACAACGACCACUACGACAACGACUACCACCACAACAACUACAACCACAACGACCACUACGACAACGACCACAACGACAACAACCACAACAACUACAACCACAACAACCCCUUGCAAACCGACAACAACCACUACGACUACCACCACAACAACUACAACCACAACAACAACCACUACGACAACAACCACAACAACCACAACAACUACAACAACAACUUGCAAACCGACAACAACCACAACAACUACAACCACAACAACCCCUUGCAAACCGACAACAACCACUACGACUACCACCACAACAACUACAACCACAACAACCCCAUGCAAACCGACAACAACCACUACGACAACCACCACAACAACUACAACCACAACGACCACUACGACAACGACCACAACGACAACAACCACAACCACAACAACCCCAUGCAAACCGACAACAACCACUACGACUACCACCACAACAACUACAACCACAACGACCACUACGACAACGACCACAACGACAACAACCACAACAACUACAACCACAACAACCCCUUGCAAACCGACAACAACCACUACGACUACCACCACAACAACUACAACCACAACAACAACCACUACGACAACGACCACAACAACUACAACCACAACAACAACUUGCAAACCGACAACAACCACUACGACUACCACCACAACAACAACCACUACGACAACGACCACAACGACAACAACCACAACAACUACAACCACAACAACCACAACAACCCCAUGCGAACCGACAACAACCACAACACCAUGCGAACAGACAACAACCACUACGACUACCACCACAACAACAACCACUACGACUACCACAACAACGACAACAACCACAACAACUACAACCACAACAACUACAACCACAACAACGACAACCACAUGCACAGCGUCAACGACAACUCCAUGCACAGCGUCAACGACCACUCCAUGCACAGCGUCAACGACAACACCAUGCACAGCGACAACGACAACACCAUGCACAGCGACAACGACUACCCCAAACCCAGCCUUAAAAAUUAAAGCUGUUGUGAUUAAGCCAUCUGAAGCCCUGGUUUCCGCGCGCGACUGUCAGGGUCUCGAGGAUGGCGUUCUUUUCACAAACAGCAGACAUUGCCGCCGCUUCUAUGUUUGCCGCAACAACCGUGCCAGGCACCAGGUAUGCCCCGUCGGCCAAUGGUUCGAUCGCGAGCUGAAGAUGUGCCGCAACCGCCGUGAGGUUAACAACUGCCAGGCCAACCGCAACUGAGCGAGAUUGAUUCGAAUACUUAGAGACGAACCUGUGACUGCACCUGGAUUAAUCCGAUAUAGCUAACCGACAAAUUUCCUCUUUAGACUAUGUACGCCACUCUCUAAAAACUACUAGACAAUUAAUCUAAUUCAGCAAUCAAAUGUAAUAAAGCAGCAUUUACAAAAACGUA
Messenger RNA from Drosophila grimshawi, 2945 nucleotides. Its product is annotated as mucin-2-like. The record is from RefSeq and is a predicted model, not a curated record. Gene Ontology annotation, molecular function: chitin binding. Gene Ontology annotation, cellular component: extracellular region. NCBI's taxonomy places the organism in Eukaryota, Metazoa, Arthropoda, Insecta, Diptera, Drosophilidae. Bases 53 to 2773 code for a protein of 906 amino acids. The transcript has 2 exons.